Molecule: messenger RNA, 1472 nt
Organism: Juglans microcarpa x Juglans regia
Lineage: Eukaryota; Viridiplantae; Streptophyta; Magnoliopsida; Fagales; Juglandaceae
Product: acyl-carrier-protein phosphodiesterase PptH-like
Exons: 7
Coding region: 209-1333 (374 amino acids)
Molecular function (GO): hydrolase activity
Source: RefSeq, a predicted model, not a curated record
CUCCAUUUUGCCGUCUCCAACCUCAAUAUACAUGUCCAUACCAAGGCCCAAAGAAAUAACAGAAACAAAUCUAUAUCGAUACAAUCGAUGAUUUAUGCAAAAGUAGCCUACAGAAAAAGGAAGAAAGCUCUCUUCCUGUUGAGUGGGUAAAAAAGUGACUAUAAAAAGGUGAAAGGUUCGGUCAGUUCUUGGUUCUCAUACUCUACAGAUGUUCGUGAGGUUUAUCCCUGCUUGCAUGAGUCUAUCUCAAAAACCCACCAAUUUGAACUAUCUUUCCGACCACAUUGCAUUACACAAUUACAAAAGAAAAAUAAGAACUUUGUGCACCAAACGACUUCAGAUACCACCAUCUACUUCUGGAGAUGCUGGUGGCUUGCGUGUCUUUGUCCUCUCUGACUUGCAUACAGACUAUGCAGAGAAUAUGGAAUGGGUGAAGUCCAUUUCUACUGCGAGACAUAAAAAAGAUGUUCUUCUCGUUGCGGGUGACGUAGCAGAAACAUACGACAACUUUGUUUUGACUAUGCGUCUCUUGAAGGAUGGAUUUGAGCAUGUCUUCUUCAUACCAGGAAACCAUGAUCUUUGGUGUCGUCGGGAUGGAGAAGAUUAUGAAGAUUCUCUUGAAAAGCUAAAUAGGUUGCUUGAUGCGUGUAGAGAACUUGAAGUUGAGACCAAUCCUAUGGUGAUAGAUGGCUUGGGAAUCAUUCCUAUAUUCUCCUGGUACCACGAGAGCUUUGAUCGAGAGAAGGAUGUAGCUGGCCUCCGUAUCCCGUCUUUGGAGAUGGCAUGCAAGGACUUUCAUGCAUGCAAGUGGCCUGUGGAACUUUCAAAUCGGGAUACCUCCCUUGCUUUGUACUUCGAUGCAAUUAACAAAAAAAAUAUGAAUGUGAUAAAGGAAAUCCAGAGGGCUACAAGCCAAAUAAUUACAUUUUCUCACUUUGUUCCCAGGCAAGAGCUAUGCCCAGAGAAGAGGAUGUUGUUCUAUCCCAAUCUCCCAAAAAUUAUUGGCUCCGAUUGUCUCGAGGUUCGCAUAAGAUCUAUCCAUAGAAGCCAGGGAAGUGCAUUUGCCUGUCAUGUGUUUGGUCAUACCCAUUUCUGCUGGGAUGCUGUGCUUGAUGGUAUCAGGUAUGUACAGGCACCAUUGGCUUACCCAAGAGAACGGAAGAGGAGAAUGAAUGGAGGGGAAAACUGGCUGCCGUUUUGCAUCUUUAGUGAUGGCAAGUUUGCUGAUAAACUCUCGCCCUGCUAUUGGUCUGAUUAUUACUCUGCCAACCCAAGAACCCCUCACAAUACUGAGCUUGCUCCUUGGGUUGCCAGAUUCUAUAAACAAACUUGACCCCAUUUGUUUCCAUUAUCUAUUCUUCUUUACCCUAGUUAGUACUUUCUAAAACCUUCAAUAUGUUUUGACACCUACCUGCAAAAUGAUAGCAUAAUUGUUUUUUUAAUAUAUAUAAAAAUACCUAAUUUGUGACGGA